This is a messenger RNA of Penicillium griseofulvum, 843 nucleotides long. RefSeq names its product Zn(II)2Cys6 transcription factor domain-containing protein. Gene Ontology annotation, cellular component: nucleus. The transcript is spliced from 2 exons. Gene Ontology annotation, molecular function: DNA-binding transcription factor activity, RNA polymerase II-specific; transcription cis-regulatory region binding; zinc ion binding. Lineage: Eukaryota; Fungi; Ascomycota; Eurotiomycetes; Eurotiales; Aspergillaceae. The record is from RefSeq and is a predicted model, not a curated record. Bases 1 to 843 code for a protein of 280 amino acids. Gene Ontology annotation, biological process: positive regulation of transcription by RNA polymerase II.
AUGACUGAUGACCUUCAGGAUCAGCUGGAUAUUCCAGCGGAUCUUACUGUUGGGGAUACUGCAGAAGCCUCAACUGCACGAUCAGGUCCCCGGAGGCUCCCGAAGAAACGAACUAAGACUGGCUGUUUGACUUGUCGAAAGCGCCGGAUCAAGUGUGGCGAAGAGAAACCAAUAUGCACCAACUGCGUGAAAUCCAAGAGACUCUGCGAGGGUUAUGCCCAGCGAGUCGUGUUCAAAAACCCCAUAGGCAUAUUUGGGUCUUUCAGUACUGGCCACGGCCAGGACCUGCAGAUAGAGCAACAGCAUAUGAGGGUGCCGAUAUACAACGACUAUGGCUCCCAACUCCCUCCCCAACAGGCGGCAGCCGCUGCUCAGCAUCCAAUGCUGGCUCCGCGACCUGUCGAUCCGGCGACGAUGGGAUAUCACUCAUUCCCGUCUCGGGUCCCUUCGCCCACUCAAAGCCAGCCGAUUAACGCACCUCCCUUCUAUUAUUCAGCGGCUCAAGUGCAGGCGCCAACCUAUGUGUGGCACACUCAACCGAUAGCUCGAGAGGAAAGCACGUUCAUUGCAUCAAAUGUGACUGACUCCUCACAAUCACAGCAGUCAGUUCAGCUAGGACAGACGAACACUCCACAUAUGUCUCAUGCUAUCACACAAAAUGCACCUCAGGUCACCAGUCCAAUCGGCCAGACAGCUGAAGAAUAUGCCUCCAAUCUCUCCCCGCUACCACCUCCCAAUCCAAUGCCGGAAAGCAGGGAGAGCGAAAUCAACAAGAUCCCUCAGGUAUACAUUGCCAUGAUCUUUCUGCUUUUCGCAGCCGAUAUGCUGAAUACGAUUUCUUAG